UAAAGCCUAGUAAGUUGAACACUCAUAUUCCUAAUCCCACUAUUUUAUCCGAGGCAAAAGGAGUAUAUAUUUACAGGCACAGAUUAUUGGAUUAGCUACUGAAUUUAGCUAAAUCCUAUGGAGUUCGAAACUCAAGAUGAUCAGAAAGAAAUUAGAGCUUCACCAAAUUACAACUCAGUACUCGAAAUCUCCAACUCAACUGAUGAGCCCAAAAUGCCGAGUAAUUCCGACGAGUUGAUACUCGACGCGCCGCUGCAAAUGAGGAAACCCAAGUACAAAGAGUGUCUUAAGAACCACGCCGUUGGUAUCGGCGGCCACGCUGUUGACGGCUGCGGCGAGUUCAUGCCUGCCGGAGAAGAUGGUUCUCUUGACGCUCUCAAAUGCGCCGCCUGCAACUGCCACCGUAAUUUUCACCGGAAAGAGACGCAAAUCCACCACCAGCCCUACUAUAGACACCCACCGUGUGGGUACUUUCAACAUGUCAUGCCACAGCAGAGACCUUUACCCCUGCCGUCAACUUCUGGAGGUGGUGGUGGUGGUGGAUAUAGGGAGGAUCAAGAAGAAAUGUGUAACCCUAAUAACAGUGGGACAAAGAAGAGAUUUAGGACGAGAUUCAACCAAGAACAGAAGGAGAAAAUGCUGGAACUGGCUGAGAAAUUAGGGUGGCGAAUUCAGAGGCAAGAUGAAGGAGUUGUGAAGCAGUUGUGUAAUGAGAUUGGUAUCAAAAGGCAUGUUUUCAAAGUUUGGAUGCAUAAUAACAAACUUACACUUGGUAAGAAAACCCUAAUACAAAGUACAAACCCUUAAUUAUUCCCAGCUCAAGAAAGAAGCUGAAAAGGAAGAAGAAACACACCCAAAAAAAACAUUUUUUAAG
Messenger RNA from Nicotiana attenuata, 874 nucleotides. RefSeq names its product zinc-finger homeodomain protein 2-like. The record is from RefSeq and is a predicted model, not a curated record. Gene Ontology annotation, biological process: regulation of developmental process; regulation of DNA-templated transcription. Gene Ontology annotation, molecular function: DNA-binding transcription factor activity; transcription cis-regulatory region binding. The coding region runs from base 118 to 807 and encodes 229 amino acids. Lineage: Eukaryota; Viridiplantae; Streptophyta; Magnoliopsida; Solanales; Solanaceae. The transcript is spliced from 2 exons. Gene Ontology annotation, cellular component: nucleus.